CGCAGCAUCCCAGGAACACGGAAUCUUGGCAGACUGGGAGACGGAGAAACGGGAGCGCACUGGAACGAUAAAAGAGGAGAAUAAAUGAUAUCUUUCAUCUGUUGGUCUUCCUCACUCAUCCAAUGUCACUUGUUCCUUUCUUUUUCUGAGGAGAACUUCUCCAGAGCCUCCAGUGAAAACACAUACAUAUAGCGAUAUAUCUAUAACAAUCCUAUACAUAUAUCAAUAUACAGUAUGCCUGUUUUCCUAAACAGCGUGUGGGAUACAGAAAUGAGCAGAAGAAAGACGCCUUGAUGGUCAACAAAAGCUGUGGCGCUGUUAUUUCCUGAGUGAAUUGAAAAGUGGGCAACAUUAAGAAUGACUUGUGGAAUAUCUUUAACCUGUAUCGUGAGGGAUCUAUUCCUCACUGGCAUUACGCACCGUUUAAUGGGACAAAGAUCUUGGAUACGGCUCAACACCAACGUCAGCAUGAUUUCUACAAGGUUUUGAACUGGAAGCUUACCAACUGUUUUGCUGGAUAUUUUCUGGGCCAAGAAACAGUUUGUCUCAGGUUGAGAUCCUCAAAUUUGGCCGGGCUCCAACGGGGAGGAAUCUCGCUCGCUCUUGUUCAGUCUGCAUUUAGUGAUGACAGAGGUGAGCGUGUGGUGCGCUGAAGUGGCGUGGAAAGCUUUCUCCACCAUUGAUACCUAUAUCAGCUUGCUGUAGGAGCCGGCGUCAGCAUUUAACUGUACACUUAACAAACUUACUACACUAGAAGAAACUUUUUCUGUGUCCUCUGUGGCCGUAUUGUGCUCUGUUGCAUUCUUUGCUACGCAUUGUGGGAUUACUUAAAGCUCACGAUGGCAACUUCACGCUUGUUUUUGAAUGUCUUGACUGCUGUUUUGCUGUUUAGCGGGGUUUCUCGCAGCCAGAAAGCCAACACGGUGAGCACAGAUGUGCAAACCGCCAACAGGACGGUUGUUCCAUCAGGUGCCCCAGAGGUCACUCUGGCAACCCCACGGUCAGACGCGGAUGAACAAACCCCGUCGUCAGGAAGCCGGUGUUGGGGUUACUACGACGUGAUGGGUCAAUGGGACCCGCCGUUUAACUGCAACGCUGGAAUCUACCUGUUCUGCUGCGGUUCCUGCUACUAUCGCUUCUGCUGCCAGUUCAAGAUUCACAGUCUGGACCAGACGUCUUGCUCCAACUACGACACGCCCGUGUGGGCCAACACGGGCAAGCCGGCAGCUCCGGUUACUGACGUUCAGGAGGAACCGGACCGAGAUCGCACUCACAUGAUUGUGUAUAUCAUCUGCGGAGUGGUGGCCAUUAUGGUCCUGGUUGGAAUCUUCACCAAACUGGGUCUGGAGAAAAGUCAAGGAGGGCAAACGGACAUGACCAACUCUAGGGCCCUAACAGAACUGUUGAAACAGCCAGGCGAGACCGGGGGCAUGGACAGAGGAGGACACCACCCAAUCGGAUCCAACGGCCUGUCUGGCAGGACGAUGCGUACCAAUAAUGAGCACAAUCACAUGAAUAAUUCCGGGCAUCCUCAUCGGAGUCCCGCAAUGGCCCUCUCCCAGCCCCACAACAACCUGGGCUUCAACAAAUAUUCCUCUAUCAAGGGAAUGGAAACAACAGUAAGGGAUUACUACCCCAAAGGCUACCCAAUGAUGGACUACACCUAUCGACAGUCUUCGCCCCCGACAUUCCAACCCAUCUCUUUCCACCCCAAAGACAAGCCCUUCCUCCCACCUCCAGACAUCCAUACACCUCUAGCCAUUACCAUCACUUCUGCUCAAGUCCCCAAGCCCAAGAUCUCCAAGACCAACACUCAUCCACUCACCUCCAGCUCGGCCUUCAAAGUCUGGGACCCCAACAAGAGCUACGUCCAACACCAGGUUCCUCUGAUGGUUCAACAGCAACCUCCACUGUCCCAGCCUAACUGUCGGCGUCAGGUGUUCUCCACCAAGCGGCAGUUCAGCAUCGAGACUCUUCCGGAAUUGUUCACCCAACCUUUGGGGUACGGACACACAACUGGGGUGUCUCCACAUCUCCAUCUUAAACACAAGGGACUGCCAACAAACAGCAAAACGGAGGUCACGGUGUGAGGAGGUAACCUAAAACGAAAGAGAGCAUGAUUGUGAUUAGAAAUGUUGAAACCAGAUGUUAGAACUUCAGUUGUAUUUCAAUUAUAAUUCCUUGUAUUUGUAUUAUAUAAUUAUCGUACUGAAACACCAAGGUCAAAGGAGAAACACAUUGCAUGGUCCUGAAUCUUGAUAAACCUACCACCCCAAAUGUUCCGGCCUGUUGUUCUUUUGCCACUGGCCUUCAGAUGUCUCCAGGGUGCCAGACCCACAAGGAGCCUUCGCACUCUUCCAGACGAGGCUGUCUGCUUCCAUCGGUCACCACCUGCCACACGGAGAGAUUAAAUUCUGGCAAUUUGAGACUGGGGAAAGCUUUAGGAAGACAACUAUGAAAAAACAAAGGUGAUCUGAGCGAAGGCUUAAGGUGUUUCGGCUGCUUCUAUUUCGAAUCCUUGUACAAGACACACCACAAGGUCAACGAGGGUGUCUCCGCUCAUUACGGACUUACCGCCUGCAGAGAUGAGGUGCCACAGUGACAGAGGAGAGCACGUCUAACUGAAAGAGUCUCAUGACUAAUGUAACAGGUAGCACUGCCAAAACAACUUUGUUCACUUGACCCAUGUGUGUCCUCCGCAAUAUCUCAGAAACUACUCCCUCUCAUUUAUCAGAAUGUAAGUGGCUAUCCUUUUGGUGAAAGUUGAUUUUGAAUCUUAGUGCUGGUACAAGUACGUCUAGCAUGCAUCAGCAAUAUCUAUAUCCUACCGUAGCAUCAUAAUCCAGAAAUAAGUGCUAAAUCUGGAGGUGAUGGGUAUUCAAAUCUGAGAGGUUUAGGUGUCUUGGAGUUUGCUCCAGGGACUGGGAAAAUGGUGGCAAUACUACCCCUGUCUGUCUUCCCCGCCUGGGGCUGAAUGACUGAUAGACCCAGCUGCCGAACUCACUUUUCUCUCCACUGUUCCAAGCUGUUCCCAGCCGGGCGUCUGGCCGCCACACUGCCACAAAACAACAGGGGGCGCUGUAAUUGAUGAUGGCACCAUAACAGAUCCAAAAAUAUGUUCUUGAAACUGCCUGUAGACCCACAUUCUAUGGUUUUCUUCAAUCAGCAAUGGGUCUGAAUGGAGGUUGGUUUUGCUGAAAGACCUAGAGGUGAGAACACAAAAUAUAGCGAAUUUAUGCAAACCUAUUUUUUGUUUGUUUGACGACAACCCCUGUCCUUAUAUGAUACUCGAACAUCUGUUUACAGAGGAAACAUCUGCACCCAAACAUUAGCAAGUGCUCCAUGUUUGAACAGCCCUCAGUGAGCAGCACAAGAGAUUUUACGGUCGAUGACAUCUAAUGUACGAGCCUCCGAGGGGCUAUUAAAGAGUGUGAAAUGUUCUAGGAAAGAAUUUAACACAACUGCCGCUCUGAGCCAAACGCAACCGCAGUGUCGAGAUUAAGAGGGGCAGAGAAAGAUUAUUGAACUGGGAUGAAACGAGGCAACGGUACAAGCCUUCGUCUGUCUGAACACUAGAUUGCAUUACAGUCAUCUUUCAGUACACUUUACAGAAAAUGGGCUGGUAAUGAACUAUGAAAAGGAUAAAGAAAGAAACACAUGUUGUCGCUCCCUUUCUCAUUCUACCUUCAUUUUGGAGAUCGUUUUUACUUCUGGACUUGCUCCAGGGAUAGACGCUCCAAAAAUAUGAUGCGGUUACAGCAUGUUCCAGGAUGGCUAUUUUUAACCGUUUUAUUGUUGUGAAGGUGUGCCGACACGUUCUCACGUGCCAACUUGCAGACAAUUUAUAUUGAGCUCUGUUCCGGCUCCAUUGUGUUGUUGGGUUUUAGGGACAAAUGCUGGAGGACAAAAACGACUUUCACCUUUUCCUCGCACAGAGAUGCUAACCGAUACCAACUUCAAAUGGAUACACCUGUCUGAACUGAAGCCAUACUGCUGUAUGUAGAAUUACAAAGACCUUCUCAGAGGAGUGCUUGAAAACCGGAGCAGCUUUCCCUCUGAACAAGGAUUAGGGAGACAAGUCUACAACUGCUUCACCAAAUUUAGAAACCGAAAAGUAGCUUGGUACCAACACAUUUCUGACAUCAUCUCAAUGAGGUGUUGGAUUGUUAGAUAUUUAAUUCAGUGUUUGAAGGCAAAGGGCCGAAGUCAAAUGAGUACAUGCACAUCCUUUACUUAAAAAAAAACACAAGGUGUAAAUAUCAACCGUACACUUCUAAAUUCCUCCAGAGUGGUUAUUUUAAACCACACGAAUAAGCUCAAUGACUGUUUCCAAUUUCUUUGUAAACGGAAAGUGUCCUACCUGCGAUAUGAAUGCCACUGGGUAGCAUUUUAUCUUUAGCAAUACACAAUGUACUUUUUACUGUUUAUGUACAAUUUGCAAUGUCGUAUUUUUGUACCGUAAGCGUUAAAUGGAACAUCAAGCCUGCUGCAGUCGACAACCAUUUGAUAGAGACGAAGUGCUUCCGAACACAGUUCUCAGACCUUCUUUACUAACGUUAAAAGAUGUCUUGCCAUAUUUGAAGCUUGCCCUAUAGAGCAUACGCUUUAUUUAAUAAUUUUUAAAAGAUGUAUUGUAACCAAUGCUUGAAUGACAUGUUAGUUACCUGUCCAGAAACAAAUACUAUUGUAAAAUUGAAGAAUCACAUUGUUCCCAUUUGUCUGGUGGUACGUUUGACUGUUCUGUUCUGUUCUGUUCUCAUGCACUGUCCUAGGCUGUUCAUUUCGUCCGUGUAUGAUUUGGUUCAAUUCUAAUAAGGGCUUUUAAAAGUGGUUUGUGCUCUUAAAAGUUGUCCCUUUAGUCAUCCCAAACAUGGAAACUAUAUGUAUAUCAAUACACACACCUGUAUGUGAAACAAGCGCUUUCUAUUGUGUGUACAGUAAAUGAAGCAGCAAAUGUGGAUUUGGGAAUAUGGACACUUUAGAGCUGUUUUGUCUGAAACGGAAAGGGAGUAUGGACCCACAAAAUAGGCCAAAUUUGUAUGAACUUUUUAAAGCAAUGAAAACUUAAUUAACCAGCGUUAAAGGAAACCUUAAGCCAGCCACAGAACUGCAGGUUCAUCCUUAAAAAUUCUCUCCCAUGGGAGAGAGUUAGAAAGACUGAUCGGGCUUGGUUGGUAACUAGGGCCAGUUUUCUACUACGCUGGCAUUGAGAAACACCAUCUGCUGUGGCUCAUUGACAUGUUUACUCAUUAUAUAAUGCAGUCCUGUCUAUUUAUACAUCAGGGUUAAUAGAAUAUAUCAGCAAAAAGUUGACUUAAUCUAAACAUUCUACACAAAUUCUGUGUGUAUGAUAUGAAUAUAAAAGAGCCUUUAGCCUCUCACAAACAUGCAGACACUAAAGAUAAGAAUCGUUUAAUUUUCCCUAAAGCUUUUCAAGGUGAAGAGUUAAGGGCCAUUCACACUGACAGACACCAGCAGAGAUAAAGUGAUCAACAUCUUUUAUUUUUUAUGACAGAUCUAAGGCGACAUGAGACUACAGAGAAUUGAUUGUUUUCAGGCAGAAUUUAAUGUUUCAUAACCUACCGUUCAAAAGUUUAGGGUCACUCUCAUUUUUUAAAUAAUACUUUUUCCAAAACGUAUAAGAAUGACGAACUCAUCACAACUAUAUUCACAUCGAUCCUACAAACUCAGAAAACACAAACAUCCUAAAUCCUCAUUCACAUCGAUCCAGCAAGCGCAUUUGUUUGCUUAAUAGGAUAAAGCAAAUUUCACCAUGGGAAUUUUGUUGUUAAUGUCCAAGGUAAAUCAAACCUGUUAUAUUUUAGCACUCUUGACAUUUAUUUAAACAGCUUCUUGUGGUCCCAACCUGUGAUGCUUGUUUAUUGUAUUGAAGAAUUUCAUGUUCAUCUUAAUACUUUUGUUUUAAAAGGAAUGUAUUUGUUGAUACAAUUACCCUUUUCUUAACAAAUUAUUAUAACAAUUCAGACAUAUACCCUCGGAUCAAAAGGUUUUAGGUUAUGAAAAUCGUUUCAGUCAUGUGACCUUAAACUUCUGAAAGGUAGUCUAUGUGUGCUUCUUUUUUCUAUUCACACGCAGUCCUAUAUUGCAUGUCCUAAACAUUUACUGGUUGUGUUUCAAAAUUCAUGGAGUUGCAAGAAAUGUUUAUUACUAUUCACUUAAAUAACUGUACUCCCACCGGUAGCUUAUAACGGGUGGAGAUUCAAUUCUAUUGAGCUUCUAUGCGGGCCUGCUUAUGAUUCUCCAUUACAGUUAGUACACAGCCUUAGAAGGCAGCAGCCUACGUAGGAAACAGACAGCAUGAGGCAGCUAACUAGAUCUCCUAAACUUAGUCUCCUAAAACUCAUGAUUCACCUUUCAUCUUUUCUUUCUAUCUUUUUUUCAAACAGACAAAAAUAUACUUACAUGCCCUUUAGUACCCUUAGAGAAACUGUUGAUGAUCCAACCAUAACUACAUAACUACAGUUCAAACAGCUUCCCGGAUUAUAAUAGAAUAUGUUUGGUCACUGGCAGUGCAGAUGCUGUGUUGCAGUAGCAUCUUUGUUGGUUCUUCUGGUCUCUCUCUCUAUCUGCCAGGAGGGUAUGAGGUGCAAGUCUUAGCUGUCAGUGAUAUGUAAGUUAAUAUGGGUCUCCUGUGGAUGGAGAAGGAGAGAGAGAGAAACCAAGAAUAAUAUGGUACAUGAUGAUGAAGAACUCUGGGUUGGAGGUGAGGAGAGAGCAGAAAUCUGUCAUCUUUUCCUUCAGUCUUGAAAUUGUCAGUCUCUUUACUCGUCUAAAGCUACAUUUCCAAAUCAGCUGCGCAUUUACUUCUCAGGUCUGGUUGUGCUUUGGGGAAGCAUUUAAUUAUUCAGAAAAAUCUUAUUUGGAGAAUUGUGAAGAGAGACAUUAAAGACUGGGAGUUUCAAAAGCGAAGAAACCGGUUUGACUGAAGUGAACCUUUUUGGAAAUAAUCACAGAUGUAGACAGUUUUUACUAGACAUUUGUUGACUGUUGAGAUGGUUUUAUGUGUUUCGGGGCCCACUGUAAGUUUAGGAAUAGUUUUAGCCUGAAGUGAUAAUUGUUAUUUACUCGACCUCAUGUUGUUCCGAACCAUGACUUUCUUUCUUCUGUGGAAUACAAAGGGGGAUGUUACCAUAUGGUGACCCAAAAGCCCCCAAAAGUACAAAUAAAUAAAUAAAAGUCCUGAUUUCCAAAGUGAUAUAUUUAAAGUCUGCGUGUGAGGAACAAACCAAUAUUUGCCUUCCACUACAGCGCUCAAAUAUCAUCUCCAAACGUUUCUUACAAGACGUGAAAACCACUGGUGUCCUCAGUUCUGUCAGACAUUUCCAUUUCUGUUCCAUUGAAAGAAAGAAAGAAAGACAAGUCAUGCGGACAGGGACAAUUGGAGGGAAAAUGUUGGCUUGUUUGGGUUAACUAUUCCUUUCAAGACUGGCUGAUACGGUUCAAUUAAAAAAGCCACAAAAAACAAUGGUUAUAAUAGUCAGGUAGAGAGUUUCUGUAGGUUGGCAUGAAAGCGAUCUUACUGAAUACUAAUUAAUAUAAGCAAUGUUAUUAUACUGAACAUAUGGUACAGUGAAUUGUGAUGUUUAUGAUGAUGAAAGUGACGCUGAUAGUUAUGGCAAUAGUAACCAUGCCAACAGAACAGCAAAGAAGAAGUCAAUCAUUUCUAUGGCAGUUUAUGUACGUUAACAUAGACACGGUCAAACUGAUUGAAUGGCUUUUCGAGCAUCUCUUUAAUACAGAAACAUUGUUAAGUGUUCUUUGUAUAAACUCGUUUAAAAAAUAAAGAGCAGAGUGAAACUUCA
Molecule: messenger RNA, 7823 nt
Organism: Triplophysa dalaica
Lineage: Eukaryota; Metazoa; Chordata; Actinopteri; Cypriniformes; Nemacheilidae
Product: protein shisa-9
Exons: 5
Coding region: 840-2090 (416 amino acids)
Biological process (GO): regulation of short-term neuronal synaptic plasticity; regulation of AMPA receptor activity
Cellular component (GO): postsynaptic density; dendritic spine membrane; AMPA glutamate receptor complex
Source: RefSeq, a predicted model, not a curated record